AUGGCGGAAACGGUUCUCAUGAAUGUGCUUAGAGGCGACAUUGCAAGAUUACAACGUUGUACUAGUAUUGUGACUGGUGAAGAAGGAGAUCUUCCUCGUGCGAAGCCGUUAAAGGUGUACUGCUUCGAGAAAGACAUCGUGAUGUAUGCUCGGUUAAACAAACUGGAUUAUUUCUAUACAGAGUGCAUCUAUGCUCCCGACUCAUAUCGUGCAUACUCAAGAUCAUUUGUGAAGGAUCUAGAGCGAAUGAGACCCGAAUGUAUCUUGGGUUUGAUCAAAUCGGGAGAGCUUAUGAUGGUAAAAGAGGAAGUAUCUAUGCCAACGUUGACUAACUGCACUAGAUGCGGAUACAUAUCAAGCCAAAAAAUAUGUAAAGCAUGUUUGCUACUGGAGGGUUUGAAUACUGGUAACACAGAUAUAGGCGUAAAACGCAAGCCGAAAAAGGUGACAGUCGCAGUUGAUUCUAGCACGGAACAAUCAUGUGGUACGUGUAGCUGCGAAAAUAACGUAACUGCUGAAUUUUGA
Strongylus vulgaris is the source of this 525-nucleotide messenger RNA. The record is from the annotation of a GenBank genome assembly. Lineage: Eukaryota; Metazoa; Nematoda; Chromadorea; Rhabditida; Strongylidae.